Molecule: messenger RNA, 1965 nt
Organism: Salarias fasciatus (jewelled blenny)
Lineage: Eukaryota; Metazoa; Chordata; Actinopteri; Blenniiformes; Blenniidae
Gene: qrsl1
Product: glutaminyl-tRNA amidotransferase subunit QRSL1
Exons: 11
Coding region: 101-1666 (521 amino acids)
Biological process (GO): mitochondrial translation; glutaminyl-tRNAGln biosynthesis via transamidation
Cellular component (GO): mitochondrion; glutamyl-tRNA(Gln) amidotransferase complex
Molecular function (GO): glutaminyl-tRNA synthase (glutamine-hydrolyzing) activity
Source: RefSeq, a predicted model, not a curated record
CGUCAAACAUGGCGGCCGCCUGUCACUGCACACUGCUCCGAAGGUUGAUGAUCAUUUUCUAGAUUAAAUUAAAAAAUAUAAGUAUUAAUACUCUGUAAACAUGCUGAGCAGGUCGAUUAAAGAGGUGUCUUUGGCAUUCAGGGAGGGAAGAAUCUCCCCAACAGAGCUGUGCAAGAAGUGUCUGGACCGCAUCAAGAAAACACGGCAUCUCAACGCCUACAUCACUGUGACGGAGGAGCUGGCACUGCGGCAGGCUCAGCAGGCAGAAGCCAGACUGCUGAAAGGUGUCCCCAAAGGUCCUCUGGAUGGGAUCCCAUUCGCUGUUAAAGACAACUUCUGCACAGAGAAUGUCAGAACCACGUGCGCUUCACGUAUGCUCAUAGACUACACUCCACCUUACAAUGCCACAGUGGUCCAGAAGCUCCUUGAUCAGGGCGCUGUGCUCGUGGGGAAGACCAACAUGGACGAAUUUGCAAUGGGUUCGGGCAGUGUCGACGGCCUCUUCGGUCCGGUGAGGAACCCCUGGAGCUACGCCGCUCCCUACAGAGAGCGCACGGGGGCGUCGCCCGACUCCGACUGGGUGAUCAGUGGCGGGAGCUCAGGAGGGAGCGCCGCCGCCGUGGCCUCGCUCACCAGCUACCUGGCUCUGGGCUCAGACACCGGCGGCUCCACCCGUAACCCCGGGGCGCUGUGCGGGGUGGUGGCGCUGAAGCCCACCUACGGCCUGGUGUCCAGACACGGCCUCAUCCCGCUGGUCAACUCCAUGGACGUCCCCGGGAUAGUGACGCGCACCGUCAGCGAUGCAGCCAUGGUCUUAGGUAUUCUCCAAGGUCGUGACCUUCGAGACUCGACAACAGUUCCCACACCGUCACCAUUCACAGAGCUCCCCGAAGACUUUGACGUCAGAAACAUCCGCGUGGGCAUCCCGAAGGAGUACCACGCCCCGGGGCUGACUGCGGAGACCCGAGCUCACUGGAGUCGUGUUGCCGACUGGUUCGAGCGAGCGGGGGCCCGGGUGGAGCAGGUGUCCCUCCCCCACACCCAGCACUCCAUCGUCUGCUACCACGUCCUGUGCUGCGCCGAGGUGGCGUCCAACAUGGCCCGCUUCGACGGCCUGGAAUACGGCCACCGCAGCCGGACGGACAGCUCCACGGACGCCAUGUACGCCUCGUCCCGACACGAGGGCUUCAACGACGUGGUGAGGCGCAGGAUACUGUGCGGGAACUACUUCCUGUUAAAAAAAAACUACCAGCACUACUUCGUGAAGGCGCAGAAGGUGCGUCGACUCAUCGCCGACGACUUCAGGCGCGUGUUCGCCGCGGGCGUGGACGUGCUGCUGACGCCCACCACGCUGGGCGACGCCGCCCGCUACCACGACUUCACGCAGGAAGACAACCGAGCGCGCAGCGCGCAGGAAGACGUCUUCACCCAGUCGGCCAACAUGGCAGGCCUCCCCGCCGUUUGUGUGCCCACGGCUUUAUCGCGCCGCGGCCUCCCCAUUGGCUUACAGCUGAUAGGCCCCGCCUUCCGAGACAGAGAGCUUCUCGGGGUGGCCCGGUGCAUGGAGCGGAGCGUUGGGUUUCCCUCCAUCGGAGACUGCGAGCGCUCCGGAGCGAGCGGCGACGAGACGGGAUUAACGCAAACGGAGCAGACGUCAGUCGCGUGAAGGAGCGGACGGACACAAAGAGGAUCCCCCAUGAUCCCCUCAUCAGGACAUUGUUCAAAGUGGAUGAGAAUCAUCAGCUUUACUUAUCUAAAAGCCGUGCGUGGUGUGGGUGUGAAAGUGCACCAGCCGCUUUCAAAUAAACACAUUCUGUCCAUGAAACGUUCCGUCUUUCUGCCUCUUGAAAAGCAGAUUCCCUCACAGCUACUUCAUGAAACACAGUCACAUUUUGUGCACAUUUUGUCUUCAUGAGAUGUGAUUGUUGCCAAACUGUAAGAAGAAAAUCAAUAAAGAAUCUCAUC